This is a messenger RNA of Drosophila innubila, 4965 nucleotides long. RefSeq names its product probable serine/threonine-protein kinase MARK-C (gene Lk6). Lineage: Eukaryota; Metazoa; Arthropoda; Insecta; Diptera; Drosophilidae. Gene Ontology annotation, biological process: peptidyl-serine phosphorylation; protein autophosphorylation; intracellular signal transduction. The coding region runs from base 939 to 4646 and encodes 1235 amino acids. The transcript is spliced from 6 exons. Gene Ontology annotation, molecular function: calmodulin binding; calcium-dependent protein serine/threonine kinase activity; calcium/calmodulin-dependent protein kinase activity. The record is from RefSeq and is a predicted model, not a curated record. Gene Ontology annotation, cellular component: cytoplasm; nucleus.
GCUCAGUCGGAAAUCUUCUUCGAACGUUAAAAGAUGGAUCGGUAGCUAAAAGAGAUAAUUUAAAGCGAAAAACGCAAAGAAAACGGCUUUUGUCCGCUAUUUCAGCGAUUUUUUUUGUGUUGUAAUCAGCAGAAAAAUUUUUACCAACAGCUACAACGACCAAACACCACCAGUUAGUCCCAGGCAAUAACCUACAGCAAUUUUACAAUAUCUAUUAAAUUUUACUGCAACUACACACACAAACCAACAAUCAAGCCCAAUAGAUAGCCACACAAAGGAAAGGUGAAAAGCGAAUUAGAAAAUUAUUUAAAACGGCAAAAAAUAAAGAAUAUUUAAAUUUUUGCUCGCUUUUCCAAUGUGAUGAGAAAAAUCCGAAGCCAACAGCAACAACUACAGCCACCACCACUACCACUACCAAUAUCCGACCGACAGAGCAGCGCAGCCAUCGUCAGCAGAGCAGCUGCCGAAAAGUAUUUAUGAGAGUUGUAUUGGCCAAGUAAAUUUCCUGCGACAAUUUUUGAUGCUGCUGCGCAAUUUGCGACAACACCGACUGCACUUACAGCUACAACAACAUCAAGAAUUCAAAUCACACAACUAAAUUUCUUGGCAGAGCGGCAGCAGCGCAACAAAAAAUCUUUAAACAGCCACCAUUUUGAAUGAGCGCAACAACAGCUAGCGCCACUCACAGCAGUAGAAAGAGCGAGAGCACAACGCCGCAGCAGCAGAAGUAGCAGCAGCGACGUUGACGUCAACGUUGUUUCUUAUUAGCGCUGCGGAAACGAGACGCAGGAGACUAAGCAUUGCAGCUGUUUGACCGGAAAAAUUCUCAAAAGCUGCGUGCGUUUGUUUUUGUUGUAAGGAGCGUGAAGCAAAUAGACUGUGUGAGUGCCUAAUUCCAAUUGCCAAAAAACAAAAAAAGUCGUACGCAAACGCCAAAAAUGAUGGUCGAACGCAUUUUGGAGGAGAAAAAUUCCAGCACAGCUGGUGAAAAAGAGCAGUUUGAGUCGCUGCGCCUCAACGCCGGCAGCGGUGGCAGUGGCAGUAGCAACAACAACAACAACGCUAGCGGCUCAGCAGACAGCGGCGUAGGCGGCAGCAAUGUCUCUUGCAGCAACACCGACAACAGCUGCAGUCGAAGUCAAUCAGACGGUCAGAAUGAAUUGACACGCUACAGCAGCGAAGAUGUGUCUGGAAACGAGUCGAGCGAGGCGCCCAACAUGACCGAGGUGGAGCGUCAGGCGGAGCUCAAUCGGCACAAGGAGGAGAUGCAAAAGAAGCGACGCAAGAAACGCAUCAGCUCAUCGCUGCAUUCGUCAACUUUUCAAGAACUGUACAAGUUAACUGGCGAAAUACUUGGCGAGGGUGCGUACGCUUCGGUGCAGACGUGUGUGAACAUUUACACCGAUCUGGAAUAUGCUGUGAAGGUUAUCGAUAAGAUACCGGGACAUGCGCGUGCGCGUGUCUUUCGCGAAGUGGAGACAUUCCAUCACUGUCAGGGACAUCCGGGCAUCUUGCAACUGAUUGAAUUCUUCGAAGAUGAUGAGAAAUUCUAUUUGGUGUUUGAGAAAAUCAAUGGCGGCCCAUUGCUUACCCGCAUCCAGGAGCACAUCUGUUUCUCGGAGCACGAGGCGGCGCAGAUCAUUAAGGAAAUUGCGUCCGGAUUGGAUUUUCUGCACAAGAAGGGCAUUGCUCAUCGUGAUCUCAAGCCGGAGAAUAUAUUGUGUGUCAAAACGGAUUCGCUGUGCCCCAUUAAGAUAUGUGAUUUUGACUUGGGAUCCGGCAUUAAGUUCACCACGGACAUCUCAUCACCAGCCGCAACGCCGCAGCUUCUGACACCAGUCGGCAGCGCCGAGUUCAUGGCCCCCGAAGUUGUUGAUCUAUUUGUGGGCGAGGCGAAUUAUUAUGAUAAGCGCUGCGAUUUAUGGUCCCUGGGCAUUAUUGCGUACAUUUUGCUGUGUGGCUAUCCGCCCUUUUCCGGCAACUGCGGUGAGGAUUGCGGCUGGAAUCGUGGUGAAAACUGUCGCACUUGCCAGGAGCUGCUCUUCGAGUCCAUUCAAGAGGGACGUUUUUCAUUUCCGGAGGCUGAGUGGCAUGAUGUGAGCGAUGAGGCCAAAGAUUUAAUAUGCCGUCUGCUGGUAAAGGAGGCAUCCAAGCGUCUAAGUGCCGAGGCAGUGCUUAAUCAUAACUGGAUACGGAUGUGCGAGCAGGAACCGCCAACCAACAAGCAAGCGCGCCGUCACAAGGCGCUACAAACCCCAAACAACAUUCGCCGCAAUCAUCAGUCGGCCCGUGAGAUAUCACAGUUUGCCGAAUCAGCAAUGGCCGUGAAACGUGUGAUCCUGCAACAUUUCUCGAUGCGCUAUGAUUAUAUGAAGGAGCGUCCGAAUAUUUAUCAGCCCUCGCAGGCGUACAUGGAUGCAUAUAGCGAUGAGAAUUACAAUCCAAAGCCACCGGCACAUUUUACACGCAGCCGGUCCCAGCGCACGGCAGCCGCAGCCUCAACCAGCUACGGCGGACGCUUGUCAACGGCUCAAAUGCAACGGAAUGCCAGCACUCAGAGUCGUCAAUCUUCGCGAAAUGCCUCGAGCAUUUUUAAUAAUAGCGGUGGCUUCAAGACGCUUAAUGUGCACGAGGAGGACGAUGACGAUGAGGCUCUGGAGGCAUUUGGUCGCUUGGAUGAAGGUGUUGACGAUGAGUGGGCGCAAGCGACGCGUCGCUAUGAACAGGCACGGGAGCAACAACAGCAGGAACAUCAUCGAGCAGCCAAUAGCAGCUUAAGCGAGGCUGAGAAUGAAGAUGAUAAUGGUGAUGGUGAUGAUGAAAUGGGGGGAAGAGAGGCCGAGGAUUAUCAGCACUAUAAGCAUUAUUGGCGCGAGCUGGACGAGGAUGAGGGAGACGAUUACUUGUAUGAACAGCAACAGCAGCGUGAGGAUGAUAUUGCCGAAGAAGAUGAAUACGACGAGGAGGAGGAGGAGAAAGAAGAGAAGAUGGGAGAGGAGAAGGAUGAAAGGGAGGAGAAUAACGAAGCCGACAAUCGAAACAAACAAUUGAAAGCUAAAGUUGAACAAUUUGGCGUUGAGAAGGCCAUGAAUGGGGAGCAAAAGGUAGAGUGGGAAGACGAAAUGGAGGAUGUGGAGAAUAAGACGAAGGAAAAGGAAAAACUUAUUAUUGAUAAUAUGGAAAAGUCAAAGCAAAGCGAAUUUGCUAAACCAACAACAACCAUGCGCAAAAAUGCGCAGGAGAUGGAGAUAGAAAAUGUUAAGAUGGAUGAGGCGGAUCAGCAGAAGAAUGAAGAGAAUGACGAUGUUGAUGGGGCUCUAAAGCAACGACCAACAUCAAGUGAUAUUAGUGCUACCACAAUCACCAAUACCAACAACAGCAUCAACACCAAUAAAAUGCAAACAACACCAGUUACAACUGCAACACAAAUUAAUGGCAACAAUGGCGAUCAGCAAACUGGCGAUGAUAAGGAUAACGAUUAUGAUAACAAUGUUAAUGAUGAUGAUGUUAAUCUAUUGGAUAGUAUUAGUGAUUUAAAUGAAAAGCUACCUGAAAUUUAUGAGACUGCAAAAAUUGUUGUCAACUCAGCGGCAGUGCAAGCAACCACAACAACAACAACAGCAGCAGCAGCAGAAACAACUACAACAUCAAGUGCAACAACGUGCCCACCAAAUGAUAAAGUAAUUGAUAACGAAAAUGAAGAAGAUGAUUUAAAUGCGUUGAAGAACGCACCGACAACUGCAGCUGAGGAGACAACAAUGCGAACGACUUUUGGCAAACAACAGCAACAACAGCAACAGCAGCCACAACAACUGGCACCUAAUAAUAAUAAGCAGCAACGCAAUGUUUACUUUGCAUUGGAUGUAUAUCAGAAUGACGAGGACGCCGACAUAGACGAGGAGGAUGACAACUACGAUGAUUACGAUGAGCCUGAGAAUGGGAUAAAGCUAUCGGAGAAUGGAUUUAAGCAACCGACGCCGGCAAUAUGCAAUGCGUAUACACGCAAGCAACGCAAGCAGCAGCAGCAACGCUACAUUGCGCCGCGUGGAGAUUCCAUGGAGAAUUGGCGCUAUCGUAGCCAUCAAUCCGAACAGCCGCAACAGCAUUCAAUAGCUACCGGCGGAUAUCGGAAAUAUCGUCCGCCUUUUAGCACUGGCGGCGGUGGUGGCCACUAUGGCAAUCAGCAGCGCAACUAUUUGGGCAGCUUCUCACACAGCGGCGGUGCCGCUGGCUACAAGGUGGCACCGCCACCGUCAUAUCCUCUGCCAAUGCUUAAACAGCAACAGCAGAAGCGUCACAAUAGUGCUGGCAGCAGCAGCAGUGGCAGCGGCGGUUCGCCGCCAUCCGAUGAGCAAUCGACAUUGCCCGGAACGCAGAUACGCAAUUGGCGUCAGGAUAGCGUUUAUCAGCCAAUGCGCAGCGAUGGCGUGAGUCAACCGAGAGGCAUACACCGCUCACUCCAUCAACAACAGCCAACCCAGGGUCGCAUUGGCUCCGGUCGCUUUGUGCACUCAUCGCAGGUGCCACCGCAUUUGUUGGAGGAGGCACCCAAGCUGGGCAUUGGCCUGUCGUCGCCCAGCGAGAGUCUGUUGCUGCAGCGGCGCAUGCGCCAGCAGCAACUACCCGGUGAGGUGGCAAGUGGCUAAUCAGUCCGAUUGUAGCGAGUAUAACCACAGCAGCUGUGAGCAGACGCCUCAGCAAAGCUAACAGAUUGUUUUGGCCAACAAAAUAUGAGCCAAUCAUGGAGAAUUCUUGCGCUUGCGGCGUCCUGGCCAAUAACGAUUACAAAAAUGUUUCCUUUUUUUUUGUAUAAUUUUUUAUAUAUACACACAUAUACACACACAUACACCACAAUCAUAAGCAAACUAUAAAUCAUAAUUUGCAAAAAUUGUCUCAUUUGAUACACUUACAAAAAAACUGUAAACGCAAAGAAACUACUUAAAAUUCCGUCUUAUUUAUAAUGCA